This is a messenger RNA of Alligator mississippiensis (American alligator), 3244 nucleotides long. Its product is annotated as zinc finger protein 883-like. Lineage: Eukaryota; Metazoa; Chordata; Crocodylia; Alligatoridae. Gene Ontology annotation, molecular function: RNA polymerase II cis-regulatory region sequence-specific DNA binding; DNA-binding transcription factor activity. The transcript is spliced from 6 exons. Bases 76 to 2130 code for a protein of 684 amino acids. Gene Ontology annotation, biological process: regulation of transcription by RNA polymerase II. The record is from RefSeq and is a predicted model, not a curated record.
CGGGGCGCGGCGGGUCCGGGCGGCCGGCUCGGGGUCACAGUGAGUGUGAAGGUUGAGGAAGUGCCCUCAGACGAGAUGCAGCCCACUUCAGCAUUGCGGGACCCUGGUGAUUCCUGGCCAGAGCAGUUACAGGCCCUUUAUGCGGAAAGGCCUCUGGAGCAGUCUGGAGAGAGGGAAGCCCUGGGGUCUCAGGACAAGCCACCUCAUGUCUCCAAAGAGGAGUCCCUGCCCCACCAGGAGUCAGGUGCUGGGACCCUGAGGAGAGUUGAGCAGAAGCCUCCUGGAGAAGAGCCUGUAAUCCUGGAGCUCCAGAGUACUUUCCCAGGGAGCCUGGAGGAGAGGAGCUCCCUGACCACUGAGCCAGGCCAAAUGCAGAAGGGGCAGGGCAGGCCUCCAAAGCAGGCAGAGAACUUGGAGCUCCAGGAAGUGUUUGAGGAUGUGGCUGUGUAUUUCACACGGAAGGAGUGGGAGCUGCUGGAAGGUGAAGACAAGGUGCUUUACCGGGACCAGAUGCUGAGGAAUUUCCAAGCCCUCGUUUCUCUGGGAUAUCAAGGUCCCACACCUGACUUAAUCUGCAGCAUCCAACGAGGACAGGUGGACCUCUGGGUCUGUGAUGAUGAGGACCGUAGAUUGGAGGACCUUUUGCCAGGAGGUGCCUGGCUGCUGAGCAGAGCUGAGGAGCAGGCUUCCGCAGACCUGGAGCCACCACAGACUUCCACAGGAAGUUUGGGUGAAAUGGACUUCCUGAGACCUGAGGAGGAUCAAUGGCACAAGAGUCAGGGGAGGCCCCAAAAGCUGAAGGAAUAUGUAGCAGUGAACCAGGUACCAUCUCCAAUUGGGCAUGAGAGUGGAGAAGGGACAGAACCCAGAAAGAUCCCUAGGUGCAAGGAAGAAUUUGUGGAGCUCAGAGCCCUUAAGAGCCACUGGAAACAGGCACUACAUCUAAGCCAAGGAAGUGAGGAGGGCCUCAGAGGGAAGCAGGAGCUCACUACCAAGUACAGGGGUAGAGCUGAGGAGAAGCCACGUCAGCGCUCGGAGUGUGGGAAGAGCUUCACUCGCUCCUCCACCAUGGCCCGGCACCAGCAUCUCCACAUGGGGCAAAAGCCGCAUCAGUGUUUGGAGUGUGGAAAGAGCUUCACUCAGUCCUCCAGUCUGGCUCAGCACCAGCUUCUCCACACGGGGGAGAAGCCACAUCAGUGUUCAGAGUGUGGGAAGAGCUUUGCUCAGUCCUCCAACCUGGCUGAGCACCAGCGUAUCCACACAGGGGAGAAGCCACAUCACUGUUUGGAAUGUGGGAAGAGCUUCACUCACUCCUCUAGCCUAACUCAGCACCAGCGUAUCCACACAGGGGAGAAGCCACAUCAGUGUUCAGAGUGUGGGAAGAGCUUCACCCGUUCCUCUAGCCUGGCUCAGCACCAGCGUAUCCACACAGGGGAGAAGCCACAUCACUGUUCGGAGUGUGGGAAGAGCUUCACUUGCUCCUCCAGCCUGGCUCGACAUCAGCAUCUCCACACGGGGGAGAAGCCGCAUCAAUGUUUGGAGUGUGGGAAGAACUUUACUCACUCCUCCAGUCUGGCUCAACACCAGCGUCUCCACACAGGGGAGAAUCCACAUCGGUGCUCGGAGUGUGGGAAGAGCUUCACUCGAUCCUCCAGCCUGGCUGAGCACCAGCAUCUCCACACAGGGGAGAAGCCACAUCAGUGCUUGGAGUGUGGGAAGAGCUUCACUCACUCCUCUGGCCUGGCUCACCACCAGCGUCUCCACACAGGGGAGAAGGCCCAUCAGUGCUUGGAGUGUGGGAAGAACUUCACUCACUCCUCCAGCCUGACUCGCCACCAGCAUAUCCACACGGGGGAGAAGCCAUGUGAGUGUUCGGAGUGUGGGAAGAGCUUCACUUGCUCUUCCAGCCUGACUCGGCACCAGUGUAUCCACACAGGGGAGAAGCCAUAUCAGUGUUCGGAGUGUGGGAAGAGCUUCGCUCGCUCCUGCAGUCUGGCUCGGCACCAGCAUAUCCACACGGGGGAGAAGCCUCAUCAGUGCUCAGAGUGUGGAAAGAGCUUCACCUGCUCCUUCUCUCUGGCCCAGCACCAGCUCAUCCACAUGUCAGAGAAGCCACAUCAGUGCUUAUAGUGUGGGAAGUGCUUCCUCAACUCCUCCAAACUGGCUUAGCAAAAAUGCAUCCAUAUCCAGGACCAUCCAUAAUUUUGCCAGCAGUGAAGGAAGGGUUUGGUGACAUUUACCUGCUCAGCACCUACCAGUGUCUGCAUCCAAGCAAGCAGUCUCAUGCUGAUGGACUGCAGCAAGAAUUCACCCACUGUUGUUGCCUUCUAGGGCCCUGCAGAACCUAAAGGACACAGAGGCUGUCCCCCAAGGUUUGCUGAGGGUGAGGGGUUAAAAAAAAACUCCUUAUGCAGAGGCCAGCCCAGAUGCUUGGGGAACCUGGGAGGGGAUGAUUUUUAAAUCAGUCCCGGAGAUGUCAUCCCCAUCAUUUCCUGAAAGGAGUCAGUGCCUCCACAGGUAGAAGAGUGUUUUCACACUAGGGUGCCUUCUCUAGGACAACUGGCUCCUACUAACUCCCCCAGGGCCUUUCUUUGUUCUAUUCCCAGCUUUGUCCUCUCUCCUGAUCCCUGGUUGUGGCAUGUUAGGCUCUUGAGUUGCAAGAAGGAGGACAUUUAUGGUUGGGGUAGCAUUCUGAGGGACAGCCAGCACGGGUUUGUUGUGGGUAGGUGUUAGCAGAUAAAAACCUAGGAUUCUGGACUAGCCUAGGGAUUGACACGACACCUCGUUCAAUGAGUGACAGAAAGGCUUUAUUUACUACAAGUAUUUAAAAUCAAGUCAAGUGAGCCCAAACCAAACCAGUCCAGUAAUUAGCUAUAAGGUGAUGAUUUCUUGCCAAAACAGGUGACGAAGAGGCGGUCUGUUUCUCUUCAACUUCUUGAGUAAGUUGGGCGCAUCAGUAACUGGUGUCAGAGAGAUUUCUCACUCUUGAAGCACGUGCACUGUUUGCUGUUUUACAGCCUUUGUAUACCCUUAGUUUAGCAUCUUCAAAGCAUUGUUUUAGUUGUGUAAAUCAAGAGUCCCAAGCAGUAACUGACAGUAAAAACCUGCUCAUUACUGGUUAUCAGAAAUUUCUAAUUUGAAUGAGUUACCUUGUUCAGUCACAAGAGAUCAUCCAGUUUGGAACAUAUCAAGAAACUGAUUAACAGCCAGGAAAAACAUUAAAAUCAGGAGGAGACAUCUAUUA